Molecule: messenger RNA, 1468 nt
Organism: Aplosporella prunicola CBS 121167
Lineage: Eukaryota; Fungi; Ascomycota; Dothideomycetes; Botryosphaeriales; Aplosporellaceae
Exons: 1
Coding region: 62-1354 (430 amino acids)
Molecular function (GO): monooxygenase activity; heme binding; oxidoreductase activity, acting on paired donors, with incorporation or reduction of molecular oxygen
Source: RefSeq, a predicted model, not a curated record
CACUGUUACAGCCUUAGGUAUCCUUUUUAUUCACCGCCACCACACUCCCUUCAACAACAUCAUGUUUUCGGUCACGAACGGAUUGGCUUUAAUGGUAUGCAUCGCGGCCACCUGCUACAUUUACUGCAAUUACUUCAGUGAAAAUGGCCAGAGUCGUGAACAGUCCUCUAGGUUCAAGCAAAUGGCCGUGGCAAAGAACUUUUCGGCUCAUGUCUGCGAUAACCUUACAAUAUUCGCCGAUCUCAAGGGAUGCAAUUCAUUACUCAACUUCAGGUUCAACAACCAAAUCGGCUUAAGUUCUCCCACAUCACGACUUCAGGCACGAUCAAAAGCGAACGCACGACUCUACCUUGCUUUUGGAAUCGACAAUGCUUUCACCACUACCGACAGCGGUUGGCACAAGCAAUUUCGCACAGAGGCAGAGUCUCUUCUAAACACUCCUACAGGCAAAUGGAAGAGCAUAGCGGAGACAGCAAUUAAGACUACCCGCCGAAGGUUGGAUCAGUCAGAAUAUCCUCAGAACCUCGCAUGCAUUGUCCAAAUCAUAACGAUGAAGAUGGCCCUUCAAGUCUUCCUACAGGUUGACCUUUCCACAACAACAGAUGAGCAAGUUGAGCUUUUAGCUUCUGAGGUUAACCGCAUCUGGAUCGCAUCGAAAGAUGCCAGUAGCUUGGAAGAAUGGCGACACCAAGAUCAAAUCCACGCCGUGCUCAAUAACAUUGUUCCCGACAAGGAUCCUCUGGUACCGCGAGAGAACCCCAUGAACUUGAUUCUUCCUUCGUAUGAGACCAUGUGGCGGGCAGUCUUGUGCUGCAUUCUCGAGCUUCAUUUCCGGCCUCAUGCGACAAAGCUUUACUGGCAAAGCACGCUCCAGAAGUUCGUCCACAGUCCGACCACAAUUCAACUUAAGCGUGAUUAUCCUGAUGGAUCUGCCGCAAUGAUUUCAAAAGAAGCCCUUCGCCUUUAUCCUCCAACAAGGCGGAUUUACAGAGAGCUUCAAGACGACAGUUCCGGCGAGAGCCAAAAGCUCGCUGCAGACAUUGAGGCUCUGCACCGCGACAGCAAAGAGUGGCCAGGCGAAGGGGAAGCUAACGCGUCCAAAUUCUGGCCGCCGCGCUGGUACGGCCAUAAUGGCCGCAAUACUACUUUUCUCUCUUUCGGUGGAGGGCCAUUUCUUUGUCCAGCACGACAAGACUUUGGUCCAAGGAUGUUGGCGCUGCUCGUUGGCGCUUUCUCUACUGUUGUCCGGGACGAAUGGAGAGUGAAGGGCGAUCAUUCGUCGAAGAUAGCUACUGAAGCGCCUUUGGACACGGGAAGAGAUUCCUACAUGUCUCUUCAAAUUGAGAAAAAGUAGCAGUACUUAUGGGGUAAACGGAAGAGGGAGAACAAGCUAGUCUAACGAAACCAAGAUUCGAGGUCAAGUUUAAUAACCGACAAUAAUGCGUGCGCACUUCUGGUUUGCGAUGGC